CCAUAGUGAAAUAUUUCUAGUAUCCAAAACUUCAUGACUGGCUUCCUACAUACGUUUACUUCUACAAGACCAACCUGGUAGCAAAAAAAGUACAAGGCCGGAACUACACUUUUUUGAUCAACCCCCGCUACUGCGUAAUCGCACUCAAUUUUGAAAGCAACGCAAGUAACAAGCAGAAUCACCAAACAAGAAACCCAAAUCGCAUUGGACAACCCAAAAUGUAAAGAAACCCCAGCUACCUCAUCACGCAAUGAUAACCGGGAGACAAUGAAUCGUAAAACCCCACCCAUUUAGGCAUAGUGCCUACGAGUCAUCGAAUCUCAGUACUUAGAGAACAACAUCCUACUCACAAUAUAUACCCAAACGCAAAAAUACCCAUACUAUCAACCAUAAAGCCUGUCUGACCCUGGAAACACCACAUCCCCCCCAUCAACCCCACCAACCACAACCAUGCCUGCAAUGCUCGACGACCCCACAACCCCCCCAAUCCAGCGCACAACCCCAAUCCCCUCCUUCACCCCCACCCCCGUCACCCUUCGCGACGGCACCACCCGUGCCACCAUCCUCCCCUUCACCUCGCCCUCGCAGGUCCCCCCCUCCCUCAUCUCCUUUCUCUGCACGCAACUCGCCCUUGAAAUCGCCGCUGGGGACACCUACCCGAUGCUCGACCCUUUACCUCUUGAGGCCUUCGGACCCUACUGGUUCAGCACCUUCGCCGCCAUCAUGGUGCUUGGGGAGGGCUUGAGUGUGGAGGGCUUGGGGGAGGAGAAAUGGGAGGAGAAGUGCUUAGGGAGUUUUUAUGUGAAGCCGAAUUAUCCGGGGAGGAGUAGUCAUGUUUGUAAUGGGGGGUUUUUGGUGAAUGGAAAGAAGAGAAAUUUAGGGGUGGGGAAGGCGCUGGGCAAGGCGUAUUUGGAGUGGGCGCCUAGACUGGUGAGUUUUUAUCGCGGUUGAUGAAGAUGGAUCUUUUGAGCUGAUGGAGAACAGGGAUUCACGUAUUCGGUGUUUAAUCUAGUGUACGAGACGAAUGUUGCAUCAUGUAAGAUUUGGGAUUCGUUGGGGUUUGAGAGGAUUGGGCGGGUGAAGAAGUGUGGGGUU
This is a messenger RNA of Bipolaris sorokiniana ND90Pr, 1095 nucleotides long. RefSeq lists its product as uncharacterized. The record is from RefSeq and is a predicted model, not a curated record. Lineage: Eukaryota; Fungi; Ascomycota; Dothideomycetes; Pleosporales; Pleosporaceae. The transcript has a single exon. The coding region runs from base 451 to 951 and encodes 166 amino acids.